CUAAUGGAAAUGCUACUUCGGGUUCUUAGUUUUCUAGCUCUUAAUAUGCUUCUUCAUGUGCAUGCUCAAACAGGAUUCAUAAGCAUUGAUUGUGGAGUGGAUGAGGACUACAUAGAUAACACAACCAAACUAUUUUACAGUUCGGAUGCAAACUUCAUAGACAGUGGAGAAAACAAGAACAUCCCUUAUGAUUUCACGUCCACAAUUUAUGAAAAACAGCUCACAAAUGUUCGAAGCUUCCCGAAAGGAGUCAAGAACUGCUACACCCUACCAGCAGACCAAGGCAAAGAUAAUAAGUACUUGAUCAGAGCUGUAUUCAUGUGCGGUAAUGUUCAAGAGUACAAUAAUCAGCUUCCAGAGUUCAAACUAUAUCUGGGUGUCGAGGAAUGGGACUCAGUGACAUUCAACUCGUCCUAUAAUAUCGUCCGCAGGGAAAUCAUAUAUGUCCCUAAAACAGAUGAAAUAUAUGUGUGUCUUGUUAAUACUGAUUCUGGGACACCUUUCAUUUCUGCAUUAGAGCUCAGGCCAAUUGAUGAUUCCAUUUAUAACAAAACUCAAUCUGGAUCGCUGGUACUUUUUAACAGGUACAAUUUUGGUUCAGAAACCAGUGAGACAGUCAGAUAUGGAGACGAUGUGUUGGAUCGCAUCUGGGGACCCUACAGUUGGUCUUCUGGGGAAUCCAUCAAAGCAUCCUAUAGUAGUUCUGGGUUAAGUGAAAAUCAAUUUAAACUUCCGGCCAAGGUAAUGGAGACCGCGGUAAAACCUGUGAAUGGAACUUCGUUGGACUUCUAUUUGGAUGGGAUUGAUUCAUCUCAAGAAUUUUACGUAUAUUUGCAUGUUGCUGAGAUUGAGACAUUGGUGCAAGGCCAGAUCAGAGAGUUUACCGUUUCAGUGAAUAAGGAAACAAUUUCUAGUGCUAUCCAACCUCGGUACAUGAUUGCAGAUACUUAUUUUACUCAAUCUUCCUUAAGUGGAAGUGAGCUGAAUUUUUCACUUUCCCAGACAAAUCAAUCCACACUUCCACCCAUUAUGAAUGCUCUGGAGAUUUACAUGAUAAAAGAAUUCGUACAGUUGCCCACUGAACAACGUAAUGUUGAUGCUAUGAAGAAAAUCAAGUCAGUAUACCAGGUGACGAAGAGUAGUUGGCAAGGAGAUCCAUGUCUCCCAAGAAAUUACUCGUGGGAUGGCCUGAUCUGCAGCGAUAAUGGUUAUAAUGCCCCUAGUAUCACCUCACUGAACCUAUCAUCUAGCAAUUUGGCUGGGAAGAUAGAUAAAUCAUUCUCCAAUCUCACUUCGUUACAAUAUUUGGAUUUAUCUUACAAUAGUCUAAGUGGAGAAGUGCCAGAAUUUCUAUCUGAAAUGUCUUCCUUGAAGACCCUGAACUUAUCAGGGAAUAAAUUGACAGGUUCGGUUCCUUCGGCCCUCCUCACAAAAUCCAACGAUGGAACCCUGUCUUUAAGUUUGGAUGGGAAUCCGGAUCUUUGUAAAACCAACUCGUGCAAUACAAAGACGAAAAAGAAGAACUCAGUUGUUGUUCCUGUAGUUGCAUCCAUUGCUUCAGUUGUGGUCCUCUUAGGUGCAAUAUUUGCAGUCUAUUGGCGCUUCAUAGGAGGCGGAAGAUGUGGUAAACCUGCUGGAGUGAAACCCAAUGAUCGAGAUAAUGUGUCACAAUUGGAGUUCCAGAAACCAGAUGUACCUAAUGAAGAAGAGAACUGGGAUUCGGAGUUAGAAGAAAUACAAAAGGAAGUGAUCGAAACUAGUGGAAAGCUGGAGGCAAGGAAGCAACGUCUUAGUUAUUCUGAGGUUAAAAGGAUCACCAACAACUUUGAAAAAGUGAUCGGAAAGGGAGGAUCUGGAUUGGUUUACAAUGGCCGUUUAAGCAAUGACAUUAAAGUUGCGGUCAAGAAGCUGUCACCUUCUUUGCAUCAAGCUUUUGAGCAAUUUCAGAAUGAGGCUCAGCUGUUGUCAACAAUUCAUCAUAGAAACUUGGUUUCUCUAAUAGGGUACUGCGAUGAGGGUUCAAACAUGUUGCUAAUUUAUGAGUAUAUGGCUAAUGGGAACUUGAAAGAGCAUAUAUCAGGUAAAAAUGGGUCGGUGUUGAGUUGGGAACAAAGAGUUCAAAUAGCAAUUGAGGCAGCACAAGCACUGGAAUAUUUACAUGAUGGUUGCAAUCCAUCCAUAAUUCACAGAGAUGUUAAGGCUGCCAACAUCUUAUUGAAUGAAAAAAUGCAAGCCAAAGUAGCAGAUUUUGGGUGGUCCAGAAGCAUGCCCUCUGAAAAUCAAUCUCAUGUAUCAGCAACCUUUGUUGUCGGCACUUCUGGGUACCUUGACCCUGAGUACAACAGAACUGGAAAGUUGACUAAGGAAAGUGAUGUUUAUAGCUUUGGGAUUGUUCUUCUAGAGCUUAUUUCCGGCCGGUCUGCGAAAAUUGAGGACAAUCGCAGCAUAUUGGAUUGGUUCUAUCCUGUUUUUGAAAGUGGGAAAUUAGAAGACAUUGUGGAUCCAAGGUUACAAGGAAUCUUCAGUACUAACUCAGCCUGGAGAGCUGUAGAGACAGCAAACUCUUGCAUACCACUCAGAUCCAUAGAGAGGCAAACUAUGAGCUAUGUAGUGAAUGAAUUGAAAGAGUGCCUGAAACUGCUAGAGAUGAGUAGCCCUUCAAAUACAGGAGUAACCAUUACUCGACCUAUUGGAACUGAAACCGGUCCUCAAGCAAGGUAGAAACAUUGACUAGUAAUGUGUCUGUGUGUGCAUGCUGCUUGUUGUCUGAUCAAUAAUUUCCAAACUUUCAUGAACAUAUGUACUUUAAAAGUAUGAUGUUGAUCUUGCCUUUUCAUGAACAUAUGUACUUUAAAAGUAUGGUGUUGAUCUUGCCUUUUCGCUAUAA
Molecule: messenger RNA, 2887 nt
Organism: Vitis riparia (riverbank grape)
Lineage: Eukaryota; Viridiplantae; Streptophyta; Magnoliopsida; Vitales; Vitaceae
Product: putative leucine-rich repeat receptor-like serine/threonine-protein kinase At2g19230
Exons: 13
Coding region: 4-2721 (905 amino acids)
Biological process (GO): protein phosphorylation
Molecular function (GO): protein kinase activity; ATP binding; protein binding
Source: RefSeq, a predicted model, not a curated record